Molecule: messenger RNA, 3594 nt
Organism: Zootoca vivipara (common lizard)
Lineage: Eukaryota; Metazoa; Chordata; Lepidosauria; Squamata; Lacertidae
Gene: NDUFAF7
Product: NADH:ubiquinone oxidoreductase complex assembly factor 7
Biological process (GO): mitochondrial respiratory chain complex I assembly
Cellular component (GO): mitochondrion
Molecular function (GO): protein-arginine omega-N symmetric methyltransferase activity
Source: RefSeq, a predicted model, not a curated record
GGCGCGAGCUGCAGACGGAGCGAGCAUGGCGCUCGUGCAGCCGGGGAGAGCCUUUCUCCGGGGGAUGCGCGUUGUCGCGCGGAGCGACCGUUUCCUCCGUCUCCAUGGUCUUUCUACUGCAUUGAAAUGCCAGUGCUUUAGUUCAGAAAGUAAAGCAGAGGAAAACAGUCCAGUGACUCCAAUGCUGAAGCAUCUGAUGAUGAAAAUAAAGUCAACUGGUCCCAUUACAGUUGCUGAAUAUAUGCGGGAAGUUUUGACUAAUCCUGUGAAGGGAUACUAUAUGCAUCGUGACAUGCUAGGUGAAAAAGGAGAUUUUGUUACUUCACCUGAAAUAAGUCAGAUCUUUGGAGAGUUAAUAGGUGUUUGGUUUGUUAGUGAAUGGAUGGCUGCUGGCAAGCCAAAAAAAAUUCAACUGGUGGAAUUGGGUCCAGGAAGAGGUAGUCUUACUAGUGAUAUUUUGCGGGUUUUUAAUCAGCUGAGUUCUGUACUUAGUAAAUGUGAUAUUUCUGUUCAUUUGGUGGAAAUCAGUCCAAAAUUAAGUGAGAUUCAAGCAUCAGUACUCACAGAAGGAAAGACAGAAUUAACAGAGAGUCCCACUACCUACAUGCAAGGGAUUACUAAAACCAGGCUGCCAAUUUUCUGGUACCAAGACCUGAAUGAUGUGCCAGAAGGCUUCAGUUUUUAUUUAGCACAUGAAUUUUUUGACGCUCUUCCUAUACACAAAUUUCAGAAAACAGAAAAGGGGUGGUGUGAGUUGUUGGUUGACAUUGAUCCAGACACUCCUGACAAACUGCGAUUUGUCCUUGCGCCAUCUGCUACUCCUGCUGCAAAAGCCUUCAUACAUGACAAAGAAUCCAGAGUUCAUGUGGAAGUGUGUCCUGAUGCUGGUAUCAUCAUCCAGAAGCUGGCCCAUAAUAUUGAUAAGAAUGGGGGCAAUGCACUGAUUGUAGAUUAUGGCCACAAUGGAACCAAAACAGACACAUUCAGGGGAUUCCGUGGACAUGAACUUCACAAUGUCUUAAUAUCUCCAGGAACGGCGGACCUCACAGCAGAUGUUGACUUCAGUUACCUGCGAAAAAUAGCACAGGAAAGAGUAGCAACCUUGGGUCCCAUAAAGCAACAUGAUUUUUUGAAAAAUAUGGGCAUUGAUAUCAGACUGCAGGUACUAUUGAAAAGUGUCAAUGAUGCAGCCAUUCAGACUCAGCUGCUUCGAAGUUAUGAAAUGCUAAUGGACUUGGAUAAAAUGGGAGGACGUUUCCACUUUUUUGCCAUGCUACCUCACUACAGAUUUACAGCUUCAGAUCAGCAAAGGAAGUCAAAAGACUCAACAUCACCUUCAGCAUGUGUUGCUGGCUUUGGUGAACUCUCAUGGAAGUGAACCCCAAAUGUGAAUGUUUUAACAGAAUGAUGCAGGCUUCCCAUUGUGAAUCAUGCAAAUAGGGAUAUGUAGAUAGGUCUCAUAACAAUCAUGUUGCUUUUCUGUAGUAAUGCCUGCACACAGGGAUUUUGAUACAGUUAGAGGAAGUACAGAGGAUGCAGUAGUGGGGAAAAGACACAUGAUAGGGAAAUAAAAUUUAUUUUCAAGCUUAGAGGAUAUUUACAAACAAUGGGACAUAUAAAAAUAUAAAAAGUACUUGACAGUGUCUUUUUGAGGCUACAAGUUUUACAUGAAUAUCUUCUAGCAUCAAUACAGAACUAUUUCUUCAAUGAAUGCAACUUAACUGAAAAACAAAGAUUAAUGAUAAUGCAACACUGGGUACAAAUUCAUCUGGAGCAACAGAUUUAAUGCCAACCUUCAGUGACUUAAAGCUUUGAUUUAAUAAUAUUGGUAGGUAUUCAUAGGAAAGUUAGAGUGCAAGCUAUGCAGUUUAUUUAUGGUUUGUGAAAUGUGUGUAACAGCUGUUAUAGAGUAGAAACAUUCCAGUUAUUUCUCAUCUUUAACCACAACAGGGCUUUUAUUCCUACCCUACUGGUCCAAAAUUUUGCUGUCCUGAAACCUGAAAUUAAAUCAAGGGGCAUACCUGACACUGUACAUUCUUGACUUGCUUUGCUGCUGUUUAAAUAUGGCUCUCUGAUGCUACAACCGAUCUUAAGGCUGCAAUCCUAUAUACACCUACCUGGAAGCAAACCCCACUGAACUCAAGGGGACUUAUUUCUGAGUAGACAUCUAUAGGAUAACAACUGAGUCAAUCCGAAAUAAUAUUGAUCCUAUUCUGUUGUUGCAUACGUUUACAAAGAAACAAUAAGACAAAACAGUGAAACAUCUAUGAACACUUCCAAUGGAUUAAUAGUUAUGCCACAACAAAUUGUGCUUUGCUAGAACAGCUACUUUCAGUGUUCAAUACCAUGCUAUAAAUACAGAAUAGUUCCAGCUGUAUAUUCAAAAAAUUGAAUAGUAGCUUCCAAUAAUUUUACAACAUGAUUGGACCAUUUAUGAUAGGGGCUUCCAAUCAUUUCACUUAUCCAUGACAUUUUUGUCUGCCUUUGAGACUUAGUCAUUCUCAUCUCUGCCGUGGAUUCUCCCCACUGAGAACACUGCUUCCAACGGCUACUGUAGAUAAGGUUAAGUAACUGAUGACAAUAAAAUUACAAUAACCUUUUCUAUAGGUGAGAAACUUUUUCUAGAAUUUUUCUAGAUUUACUUUGAAUACAUUUGUAGCUUAACUACAAGGAUAAUCUGCUAAAUUUCCUGGCUCAUUAUUAUGGACUCUGUGGUUUGGAGAAGGCUUCAUCCACAUUAAACUUGUCUUUUGCAUUUCCAAACAGCUGCAUUAUUUCAGAGGGUCUCCCCCACUUGUAGAAUUUUAUUCCCUGGAACAAUUUCCAACUCAAGGUUGUAGAAAUGAAUGUUUUUCGAAUCAACAUGUUACUUGCAACCCACUGACCCAAUUUACAUGUUACUGCUUUGGCAAAGUUCCUGCCAUCAAACAGAUUCUUGGUUGUCCACUCACUUCGAUGAUAAAAGCAUCAGUCAUGUAGGUAACUCUACCUACAUAAUCAGUACUUUCAUACAUUAAUUACCAUGUAAAAUUGGAGUUUGUAAUGGGAUAACAAAAUAAGAUACAAAAAGUUUCAGUCCAAGUAUUCUGAAUACAGAGCAAAGAAAUGAAGAACUGCAGGUGCAUAGCUGACUCUCAAAAUCUGUUCAACAAAUACCGGUAUGCCUGAAAUUAGGCCAGUGAUUCAUGUGGGUCACAGUAAAUAAACAUCAGUGAGUUAGUGAAACAUUCUGUGCAAUGCAGAAACAUCCAUGCAGCAGUCCAUCAUAAAUCAAUCCACAUGAUCCUAAUCAAAUUCUGGUUUGAAGCAGGCCAUAGGUACACUACAACCCCCUUUUUAAAAUGGUGGUGAACACAUGGUCCUCCAUAUAUUACUAGAUUCCUACUCCCAUUAUCCUUGCCCAUUAGACGUGGUGGCUGGGGCUAAUGAAAGUUGGAGUCCAAAACACUGCUUUAAGGAUUGUAGGAUCUAAGUGAACUUACAAAUGUAUGUUCUCUAUUCAGUGAUAACAUCAUCCUGUGAUGAGUUGCACAUGCAAAAUAGUCUUCAUAAAUCAAAAUGCCACAGGCCGAAUUUUCACAUCACAUUACCUCA